Diversispora eburnea is the source of this 552-nucleotide messenger RNA. The record is from the annotation of a GenBank genome assembly. NCBI's taxonomy places the organism in Eukaryota, Fungi, Glomeromycota, Glomeromycetes, Diversisporales, Diversisporaceae.
AUGUCUGGACUUCUAGCGAAACAAACCUUUUCACAAACCCGUUCACUUUCUCGUUUAUCAAUAAGUUCUUCAUUUAGAUUUCAACAAAGAUUCAAUUCUUCUCUUGUUAAAGAUCUUAAAGAACCUUCUUCUAAAAGCACUACUCAAGAUGUUUCACAUGCAGCAGCACCUGGAACUGAACCAACCAUACCGGCAGAGGUUAUAUCUGGUGCUCCAGAGGAGCUUCGAUAUCGUACUGUAAGAAUCUAUAAACCUUCUAAGACCGCUAUGCAAUCAGGAACACAUAAUACCAAACAUUGGAGAAUUGAUUUUGAUGUAUUGGAAAAAGGUGAUAAAUGGGAAAAUCCAUUAAUGGGUUGGUUUAGUAGUGCUGAUUAUAUGCAAGCAUUACAAAUGAAAUUUAAUACAAAAGAAGAUGCUAUUCAUUUUGCUGAAAAACAAGGUUGGGAUCAUUAUGUCCAAGAACAUUACGAACCACAAUUUCGUAAAAAGGUGUAUGCUGAUAAUUAUAAAUAUUCACCAGGAAAAUUAAGAAUAAUAAAGACUAAAUAA